Molecule: messenger RNA, 2018 nt
Organism: Myzus persicae (green peach aphid)
Lineage: Eukaryota; Metazoa; Arthropoda; Insecta; Hemiptera; Aphididae
Exons: 1
Biological process (GO): DNA integration
Molecular function (GO): nucleic acid binding
Source: RefSeq, a predicted model, not a curated record
GUGUUGUUGGUGUAAAUCUGUUAACCUCAAAAUCCCGAGUAGCUCCAAUUCAACAUUCAACAAUCCCUCGGAUAGAGCUGUGUGGAGCCUUACUUGUAGCAGAGCUGAUAUCUGAGGUUAAAACUGAGUUGAAGUUAUUAAAUAUUAUUAUAGCACCCUCUGACGUCUACCUAUGGACUGAUUCCACUAUUGUUAUUUCUUGGAUUCGAAGCAAGAGUCUGUUUCAAGUUUAUGUCUCAAACAGAUUGGCUCGUAUCCUCGACUUAACCACGUCCAACCAAUGGUUUCAUGUACCCACUAAUCAUAACCCCGCUGAUCUCAUAACAAGAGGUCUAGAUGCUGGCUCAAUUUCCUCAUCGCAGCUAUGGUGGUCUGGACCUACCUGGUUAAGUGAUGAACAUACCAUGUGGCCCAGCGUUCCAACUUUGCCAUCAGAACUUCCUGAGCUUAGACCUGUAAAAUUAAUAUUAACUACCGUGCAAACAUCUCUAGCUUGGAUAUCAAACACCUAUUCAAAUUGGAUGAAACUGUUGAGAAUAACAGUUCUAGUACAGCGAUUCACUGUCAAUUGUUCUCCUGUGUCCAGGGGACGAAAACAAAAGUUAGUUGGCUUCAUUCGUAGCGAAGAACUUCAAUGGGCAAAGCAUUUUUGGUUGUUGAAAACUCAAGCUGAAGCCUUCUCUGAUGAAAUUGCUGCUCUUAAAGCCAGUAAAUUGGUCCCACGUCAUAGCUGCCUCAAGCAGCUGAACCCUUUCAUUGAUAAACUUGGUCUGAUUCGUGUGGGUGGUCGUCUCGCCAAUGCCCCCAUUGCAGAUUCAAAAAAAUUUCCAAUUGUACUUCCUUGCAAAGGUAAAAUCACACAGUUAUUAUUUGAAUACGAGCAUUGCAAGUUAUUGCACAUAGGACCACAGUCAUUGUUGGCGCAUAUGAACAAUGAAUUUUGGCCAAUCCGAGGGAGAAGUAUAGCAAAACAAACAGUAUCCCGGUGUAUACAAUGUUUCCGUUCCAGGCCCAAAUUCAUCCCACCGUUUAUGGCACCCCUUCCACGAGAACGUGUGACUAUCAAACGACCGUUUUCAAAUGUGGGAGUAGACUAUUGUGGACCAUUCACCAUUCGAAGUGGUUUGCGAAGAGUGUCAUCAACGAAGGGUUAUAUUUGUGUGUUUGUGUGUUUAGUCACCAGGGCUGUUCAUUUGGAAUUGGUAUCUUCCCUCACAACUGCUGAUUUCUUAGCAACAUUAUCCAGAUUCAUGUCAAGGCGUGGCCAAGUUCUUAAUAUAUAUAGUGAUAAUGGCACUAAUUUUGUGGGUGCUGAUAGUGAGUUACAAAGGAAGAUUCGAGAAUUCAACAAAGAAACCAAAAUUCAUGAAUUUUUGGCAGUCAAAGGCAUUACUUGGCAUUUCAUUCCCCCAUCGUCGCCACAUUUUGGUGGUUUAUGGGAGUCGGCUGUCAAGUCUGCAAAGAAGCACCUCUACUGCAUUUCAAAGGGUGUAAUGAUGACAUAUGAUGAAACAACAACCUUAAUUUGUCAAAUCGAAGCGGUUUUGAACUCUCGUCCAUUAACACCAUUGUCUGCAUCUCCGUCUGAUUUCACAGCACUAACACCGGGUCAUUUCCUUGUUGGUGGUCCUCUGAUGUUACCACCAGAACCAGAUGUUUCAAAUGUUCCAUUGAAUCGACUACGCAGAUUUCAGCUAAUGCAAUCACAGAUGCAAGGCUUCUGGAAAAGAUGGUCAUCUGAAUAUCUUCCUCAAGUUCAAAAAAGAGGCAAAUGGACCAAGCCAACAAGAAAUGUGCAAAUCGAUGACCUUGCUAUUUUGAAAGAUGAUUCAUUGCCACCCAUUCACUGGCAUUUAGUACGUAUAAAAAAAACUCACCCAGGACUGGAUGGAAUAGUACGAGCCGCAACUGUCCGUAAUUCUGCUGGCCUAGAGUUCAAGCGUCCGGUGGUCAAGUUAGCUAUUUUGCCUACAGCUCAAGACGAAGAAGACAUCAACAUCAUCGCUUCCACUUUGUAA